ACUUAACGUGGUUUUAGAUAUAAUAUUACUAAAUCUCAUCAAAAUUUUAUAAUUGUUAAGAAAAUAUAAAGAUAAUUUCAUUGUGAAUAUAAAAUAAACAACAUAAUAAUAAGUUUUUACUUAUAUAAAAAAUAUAUAAAUUAUUAAUUUAUAAUUUUAAUGGAGUUAUAUAUUUACAUAGAAAUUUUUUUAACAUAUUGUGUUAUUAUUUAUCGAUUAGUGUCAAAUUUUGAACCGGUCCAAAUUGAGACCGAUGAAAUUUAUUAAUUUAUAAAAAUUAUUAAUUUAUCAAGUAUUAUUUUAUAUCUGUUUUACUGUAUUACUGUAUUUGUUGACAACAAUUUUCAAAAAUAGUUGAGCUUUAUAUUCUAAAAAAAAAUAAAAGAACUCAACUUUGUUAAAAUGCAAUCAGUACUCAGGUCAUUAUAAAAAGAAAAUGAAUUAAUAUUAAAUAAACUUUAAUUUAAAUUAAUUAUUAUCUCAAAAUCAUAACACGAGUCACAGCAAAGUUAAAUUUUCUUUAAAAAACGUUUUCCAAAUUAAUGAAAAUAACUAAUCCAAAAAACUCUUUUAAGAAUUUUUUUAGUGCAGAGUUAGUUAUGUUAAAUUCAACUUGUAUUUCAAUGCCAUUCUGCCUUUUUGUCGUCUAUUGGCAUUAUACAUGCAUGGCUAAUUGGUAGUGUUAGAAUAUUGUUUUUUAUGAUAGUUUUGAAUAUCUCCCGUUAUUUUUUGGGUGAUAUUAUAUAAGGAGGUGACUAUUGACUAACACACGUAAUAGAAGUGUCAGGAAAUCUUUAUGAAAAUUUCACCAUUGGUGUGACACAAUGUCGACAUUCGAGAUAAUCAAUACUUUCUUAUACGACCACUCAAUUAUUAUAACUCAUUUGAUAAAAAUAGUUUUUUUUACUAUAAGUUAUAACUCGUCUAUAAUUUCGCGGCGAAGCUCUAUAGUAUUUCACAUCACUUGGAGACUGUUUUUUUUUCUUUUUUUUUUUGAGAAAACUGUUUUUUUUUUUCUUUAAGAUGUUAAUACCGAUAAGAUAAACACAUCUUAGAUCCAGCAGUUAUGUUAUACGCUUAACGUAGUAUCACCAUUUUUAUAUAAAAAACUAGAGGUAGAAUGAAGUUUGGAAGAAGACAUGCAUCGGAUAAUGAUCCUUCGCAUGAAAUGUGCAGUGAACAAGCUACUCAUUGCUGCAAAUGCUACGAUAUCUCCGAAAUAUUUUCGACCGAAACGAGACAGACCACUUCGCUUUCAAAGCAAUCUUCGGAGUGUGUGGAAACUGAUAUUUCAACGGUAUAAAUUUUUUCAUCCAUCGUUAAAUGAAUUACUGAACUUGUUAUAAGUUGUAUAUAUAUAGAGAAUGAAUUGUAAGUAACUAAGGUUCAUGCAUGGUCUCAGCAGGAGCCAGCGGGGUCUUCAUUGGCCUCUGAGUUCACAAGCUCAUCUCCCAUUAAAACAAGGAUCAAGUGGACGACAGAUCUCCAUGACAAGUUUGUAGAGUGUGUCAAUCACCUUGGUGGCCCCAUGAGUAUGAUCUCUUCACAAUAUUCACAUACUCAUCUUUAUUGAAAUUUUGUUAAUGAAAAAAAAAAAAAAAUAUAUGAUUAGUUACCUAUUAUUUCCAAUUGAUCAUUAAACUCCUAGAAGCGACACCAAAGCAGAUCUUGAAGAUGAUGAGAACAGAUGAAUUGACCAUCUACAAAGUCAAGAGCCAUCUUCAGGUAAUACCACAGUGUUUCCUUUUUAUAUUAUGAUCAUAUGAUUCAUUUUCUUGCCUAACUAUCUUGUAUCAUCUAAAUCAGAAAUAUCGAACACAUAAACAUGUUCAAAAUUCCAUGCAAGGUAAAUUCAUAUUAUUGUUAACUGACUCACUAACUCAUUGAACUAAGCGUUAAAUGUUCUGUAGGAACAAGUUUGAAAGAAGAGGAGAUUCAUCUGGAGGGUUCAGGGAUCAAAGAGUUUAUGAGAUUGCAAGAUAAAGUGGGACAACAUCUUCAAGAACAACUAGAGGUUUGUUCCUUUAACAUUAGCAUUUAUGUGUAAUACUACCAAGAACAUACUGCUAAAUCCAUUUUUCCUGAAUCUAAAGUCAAAAUCAAUAAUUAAAAUCAAAAGAGAAGAUAUUGAAUUAUAUAGCCUCCUUACUUUUUAUUCAUUUUCUAAAAUAUUUUUUUUUGUUUUUGUUUGUUUCUGCAGAUCCAAAGAGAAUUAUACUUGGUGGUUGAAGAACAAAAUAAAAAACUCCACGAGAUGAUUACAUUUCAAAAACAAAAUAACUCGUAAAUACAGUAAAAUAAGAGAAGAACUUACAUGUAGUUACUAGCUAUCGUGAGUUAUAAGAACAAGAAAAAUGUAGUUGUGGUGAGAUUAUAUGUUUUAUAUAUUUAAGAAUAAUCUCUACAAGAGAGUUUGCUUAUAAAAAUCAAACAAACCAUACAAGUGAUGUCAAGUUACGUGAAUUUGGGCGGAUCGUUCAAGGCCUAAUACCUUUGUUUAAUUUUAAUGGGCUGUUAAUGGGCUUUAAAAAGAGUUUGAGCCCACCCGACAAAACUGAUUUAAUAAAACACAAAAACCCCAUCUCAUCCCUCACCUGUCUUCUCCGGCACAGCUUCUUCCGAUGAUCCUUGGAGAUGGCAAAUGAAAUGCAGCGAAUUGAGCUGAGUCGAAUCAGUUCCAAACUCGUAAAAGAUUCAUAAAGUUUCGGCUCUUCAAGAUGUCUACAAGUCCCUGAACAAUCCACCGCAGCUGAGAGGAUGGAAACUGGAGGGAGGAGAUCCAUGCGGUGAAGUCUGGAUGGGAGUUUUCUGUUCUGGAUCGUCUAUAGUCGACCUAGAACUACGAGGGUUAAAGCUUUUGGGGAGUCUUGGAAACCAGCUUCAACAUCUCCACAAUUUGAAGAACUUGGACGUUAGCUUCAAUAACCUUCAAGGUGAAAUUCCGUUUGGCUUGCCUCCAAAUACUACCCACAUAAACUUGGCCUAUAACAAUCUGACCCAGGGUCUCCCUUUUUCCUUACCUCUUAUGACAUCUCUUGUGUACCUGAAUUUGAGCCAUAAUUCAUUAACUGGAGCUCUUGGAAAUGUGUUUUCUGGGCUACAAAUUAAAGAAAUGGAUCUGUCAUUCAAUAACCUGACGGGAGAUCUACCGAGCUCUUUUGGAUCUCUGAUGAAUCUAACUUCACUGUACCUCCAGAACAACAGGUUUACCGGAUCAAUCAUCUAUCUCUCGGAUCUACCUUUAACUGACCUGAAUAUCGAAGAUAACCAGUUCAGUGGUAUUAUCCCAAGUCAUUUUCAGUCCAUUCCUCAUCUGUGGAUUUGGGGAAACAAGUUCCAUGUAGAGCCCAACUAUAAACCGUGGAAAUUCCCUUUGGAUGUCAUACCAAUGAUUCAAAAUGCUACUGGCUAUCCAACUACCGAGUCAAGUGCCAUUAUGAACUUUCCUAGACCUCAGAAGGUUAUAAAGAAGAAGAAGAAGGGCAUAGGAGCAGGGAGUAUGGUUUUACUGGUUGGUGGAGUGGCGUUGCUUGGAACUUUCUUUGCACUUUUCGCAGUUGGAAUGAAUCAUCGACGAGCACAAAACCUUGCCGCUAGUCACAGAAGCAACAAUAGCACAACGUACACUCUUCCAGUCAGUACAGGCCGAGAAUUUUCUGCUGCACCUGAAGAUAACCCACAGAUGAAAAGGAUCCGGCCACCACCAGUUCCUCAGCUGAGACGUGUACCUCCUCCACCUGUCAGAAUCGAUAAGCCAGCAGGACGAAAAAGCUUCUCUGCUUCAUGCCAAUAUCCAGCGUAUGCGAAGCUUUUCUCAGCUGCAGAGCUUCAACUGGCAACUGACGGUUUCAGUGAGGAAAACCUACUUGGAGAGGGUCCUAUUGGUUCUGUUUACAGAGCAAAGUUGCCUGAUGGUCAAUUUGCGGCUGUGAGAAACAUCCCAAUGUCUUCGCUGUCUUUACAUGAAGAGGAAAAAUUUACUGAAGUGCUUCAGACAGCUUCGAAACUAAGACAUCCAAACAUUGUGACCCUUCUCGGUUUCUGCAUUGAUAAUGGGCAGCACCUUCUUGUCUAUGAGUAUGUUGGGCAUUUGUCCUUGUACAAUGCUAUGCAUGACAAAGUAUACAAGCCACUUUCAUGGGGCUUGCGUCUCCGCAUUGCUAUUGGAGUUGCCCGAGCUCUUGACUAUUUGCACUCGUCGUUUAGCCUUCCUAUUGCACAUAGCGAUCUGAAAGCAACAAACAUUUUGCUAGACGAAGAACUUACACCUCGUAUUGCUGACUGUGGGCUUGCUAGUUUAAGGCCACUUACAAGCAACAGUGUCAAGCUUCGGGCUUCAGAGAUAGCGAUACAAAACACUGGCUACAUUGCACCAGAACACGGACAACCAGGAAGCAGUGGCACAAAGAGCGACACUUUUGCACUGGGUGUGCUACUCUUGGAACUGUUAACAGGAAGGAAAGCAUUUGACAGCUCGCGACCAGAAGGAGAACAGCUGCUGGUGAAAUGGGCAUCAACCAGACUUCAUGACAGGCGAAGCUUAGAACAGAUGAUUGAUCAAGGCAUAGUCGGCACAUUCUCCUCAAGAGUCGCCUCACACUACGCAGACAUUAUCUCCCUAUGCACUCAGGCAGAGAAGGAGUUUAGACCACCGGUUUCAGAAAUAGUGGAAGCACUCACUUCACUGAUACAGAAACAGAACAAGGAAUCAAGCAGCGUAGCAGACAAGACAGAGAUUGACCCUUUUAGCAAAUCUUUCUGCUCUACACGCACACGUUUCCUCUCCUCACCUACCUCCAGCCACAUCUCCAACUGAAACUUUUCCUGUAUCUCAUUCUUCUUCAUAUUCGUUACUUUCAAAACAAUAGUUCAGAGCAUGUGAUGAUGAUAAUAAUAAACUUGUCAUUGUAAAAAGGAAGUUUCUUAGUAUAGCAUAAAUAAUAAAAAAAUAGUUUGAACAAGACAACACCCUGCAGUAAGAAAAAAUCUGAAACUAAGUUUUCUAGCCAUUCACAAUCCCAACUAAAAAAAACUAUAGCUGACUUUACAUCAGCUAACUAUAUCCUAAUCUCAUCUACAGGUAACAUCAGAUAUAAACCACAAAACACACGAGAAGGGGAAUUUUUAUAAUUGCUAGAUCGAUUAAGAACAUAAUGAUCAUAAGUGUCAAGGUAAAGGGAACAUACUAUCUCUAACGAUCUUAAUGACAGGACACCAUAUUCUAUUUGUUGACACAAGUUCACACUAAGUUUCAGCUUAUAUAAAAACUCCCCUAAAAACCUUGAAAAUGUAUAA
Molecule: messenger RNA, 5295 nt
Organism: Brassica rapa (field mustard)
Lineage: Eukaryota; Viridiplantae; Streptophyta; Magnoliopsida; Brassicales; Brassicaceae
Product: protein STRUBBELIG-RECEPTOR FAMILY 2
Biological process (GO): protein phosphorylation
Molecular function (GO): ATP binding; protein binding; protein kinase activity
Source: RefSeq, a predicted model, not a curated record